Messenger RNA from Ceratosolen solmsi marchali, 2535 nucleotides. RefSeq names its product ankyrin repeat domain-containing protein 13C. The record is from RefSeq and is a predicted model, not a curated record. The transcript is spliced from 10 exons. Bases 882 to 2234 code for a protein of 450 amino acids. Gene Ontology annotation, molecular function: signaling receptor binding. Gene Ontology annotation, cellular component: cytoplasm. Gene Ontology annotation, biological process: protein retention in ER lumen. Lineage: Eukaryota; Metazoa; Arthropoda; Insecta; Hymenoptera; Agaonidae.
UCCUCACCCCCUCAGCGCCGCACAGCGGCGAACUCACCGUCGUCGUUAGCCGUCAACCCAUUCCACCAUUUAUUCGGGACGGUUAGUAGGGGCGCCUAAAAUGGCGACCUCCUUGCGCAGCUUCGUUACUUUGACAGAUAGUCGUGUGAUUUUGGAAAUUCGAGCCUGUUGCGAGAUACGCUGACGCGCACCGAGUCGAGGCUUUUCCCAUCUGGAGUCGCGAGGCCCGGAGGUGGAGCCUGACGCAUUGGUAGCGUGGGCGUUCGGACUCUGCGCAGUGCCGCCGGAGAUCAAAGCCAUAAUACACGUUUUUGCGUGCGCAAAUGUUUUCCUCGAAUUUUAAAAAGUUUCUGGCUACUCCUGACUGCUGAUUAGGGAAAGCGAGGAUGCCGUCGUAGAGCUGUGCUGUGCUUUCAAUUUUUUUUAAUUUCUCCGACCGAUUGUCUCUCGCGAGGUCUCUUUGCAUUCAUGAAAACGCUCUUGAAACUCUCAGGAACACCUCGCGUGCACCCCAAGUUAUUCACAGUCAUUUUGGCGCAAUUCUUCUCUAGUUUAUUGCGAUGAUUGGCAAUUUUAUGAAUAUCUGCGGUUCACCUGAUUUGAUGAGGGUUAAAUAAUGGUGAAUUUUUGAAAAUAUUAUUCGCGAAAAACAAUAAGUGCAGGUAUGUCUUGUAAUAAGCACAAUAGAGGUGGAUGGGAAGUAUGGGAAAAAAAUUGUUUGAUACAUAUGAUGUCGAUGCAGAGAGCAUUAAGAGUAAUUGGCAUGGAUGCGAUAGUUCUAUCGUCGUGUAUUAUAAUAGACAGUAGUCCUAAAUGUUGUUGACCUAAAUUAUCAUUGAUAGUAUUGUGGUUCGAGUCGAUCGACCAACAUAAGAGUAAUUAUGGCUGAAAACGACCAGUAUCCUAUACACAAAUGCAUAUUCGAGGGGAAUGUCAAAGCUCUGAGUUCGUUAAUUCGAACUCACGAUAUUUCUGCAAAAGAUAAGCAAGGAAAUACACCAUUACAUUUAGCUAUUAUGCUUGGGAGAAAAGAAUGUGUUCAACUUUUAUUGGCUCAUGGAGUACCUGUUAAAGUUAAAAAUUUAGCCGGAUGGAGUCCCUUAGCGGAAGCAAUAAGCUACGGAGAUAGACAAACCAUAUCAUCUAUUGUAAGAAAACUCAAACAACAAGUAAGAGAACAAAUGGAGGAAAGAAGACCAAAUCUUGUAGAAGCAUUACGACGGAUGGGAGAUUUUUAUAUGGAAUUGAAAUGGGAUUUUCAAAGUUGGGUACCGCUAGUUUCGAGAAUACUACCGUCAGACAUUUGUAGGAUACAUAAAUGUGGUGCCUCUAUUAGAAUGGAUAGUACUCUUGUGGAUUUUAACGAUAUGAGAUGGGAGAGAGGUGACAUAUCCUUUAUUUUUAAUGGAGAUCAAAAACCUAGCAAGUCUUUAACUAUACUUGACAAUAAAGCCAAACUUUUUCAAAGAGUUGGUUACGAGGAAACUGAUCUUGAAAUCGAUGACGAAGUUGACAUCUUGAUGUCCAAUGAUAUUAUGGCAGCUCAAAUGUCAACCAAAGGCAUAACUUUUUCAAGAGCGCAGAGCGGCUGGAUUUUUAAAGAAGACAAAAGAGAAAUGGUCGGACCGUUCAGUGCAGAUUUUUACCAAAUUAAUGGUAUGGUAUUGGAAAGUAGAAAGAGGCGAGAGCAUUUAAGCGAAGAAGAUCUUCAGAAAAAUAAAGCCAUUAUGGAGUCUCUGAUUAAAGGCUCGUCGCAAAGUUUUCAAAAUGGCGAGCCUCCCAUGAGAAGAGCUUCGUUAAAUCCACCACCCGAAUCUAAUAUUAAAUGGGAGGAUUACCAUUCGGCAUUACCUGGUCAGUGUCCAUUACUAGGUAGAAAUCUAGUGUACAAAGAAAGUAGUAAAUCGUUCAAAGCAACAGUGGCAAUGAGCUCAGAUUUUCCAUUAACCGUGGACAUGCUACUGAAUGUUCUGGAAGUUGUCGCACCUUUUAAGCAUUUUAACAAACUGAGGGAGUUUGUGCUAAUGAAAUUACCACCGGGUUUUCCAGUAAAAAUAGAUAUUCCCAUUCUUCCAACUAUCGCGGCGAAGAUAACAUUUCAAGAAUUUGCUUUUAAAAAUGAAAUGAAUCCAGAAUUAUUUCGAGUACCGUCAGACUACUGUGAAGAUCCCACUAGAUGCUACGGAACAUAUUUGACUAUGUUGAUGAUCCUACAUACAGCGUCGACCGUUUGAAGAUAAGAAUUUCUAAUUUCCAGAUUUAUGACGCUUCGAUAUGUUAAGACUAAUCGAGGUAAAUUGUCGGACCAGUUGGGGGUUGCAUUCUUUAUUAAGGGAGCGUUUGGAACUCGAGUUCCCUCUUGGAAUCAAUCUCAGCAGCAUUUAUUCGAGUCACCGUGUAAUAUUCAUUGAAUAAUUAAUUAAUCGUUGGCUCGCGUCUGCCGCAAUUUGGCGCAAUAUGCUGUUCAUUUGUAAUGGUUAACAACAGCAACAACAACAACAACAACAACAACAACAACAACAAAAACAAACAAAA